Messenger RNA from Aspergillus ibericus CBS 121593, 628 nucleotides. RefSeq lists its product as uncharacterized. Bases 35 to 628 code for a protein of 197 amino acids. Gene Ontology annotation, molecular function: transmembrane transporter activity. Gene Ontology annotation, cellular component: membrane. The record is from RefSeq and is a predicted model, not a curated record. The transcript is spliced from 3 exons. Lineage: Eukaryota; Fungi; Ascomycota; Eurotiomycetes; Eurotiales; Aspergillaceae.
CGGGUUCACUGCGGUCCACACGUCUCUCCUCAACAUGCCCACUGGAUUAAUGUCGACCUUGUCUGCAUUUAUCUUUUCUUGGUUGGCCGCGCGCUGGAUAGACCGUCGAUGUCUUGUCACUAUGAUUGCAUCUUGCUUGCCCAUUGUUGGCUCGGUACUGGUGUACUCGCUUCCAAAAAGCAACGUUGGGGGGCAGAUGGUCGGAAUAUAUCUACUGUACACCUAUUUCGGUCCAUAUGUCGUUGGUAUCUCGAUGGCACAAGCGAAUACGGCAGGGCACACGAAAAAGACCGUUCAGUAUUCAAUCCUGUAUAUUGGAUAUGCCACUGGAAACCUGAUCGGGCCUCAAACGUUCCGUGCCAGUCAGGCACCUACCUACACGGGCGGGUUUAUCGCCAUGUUGGUCAGCUACUGUAUAUGCGUUGCAUUGAUGGCGUCAUACUGGGUGCUAGUUGUGCAACUUAAUCGGCGACUCCUCGACGUCGAUCCGGAGACGGAAGCGGAUGGGAACGAUUUGGCGGAGGUGUUUGCUGACCAAACCGAUUUUCAGCAAAAGACCAGCACUGUCGCUGAUCGGGUGGCGCUCAGUGAGGGUGGUAUCGCUAUAUCCUUUGAGAUGUCAUUGUAG